Messenger RNA from Eubalaena glacialis (North Atlantic right whale), 3215 nucleotides. RefSeq names its product dishevelled segment polarity protein 1 (gene DVL1). Gene Ontology annotation, molecular function: frizzled binding. Gene Ontology annotation, cellular component: cytosol. Bases 67 to 2247 code for a protein of 726 amino acids. Lineage: Eukaryota; Metazoa; Chordata; Mammalia; Artiodactyla; Balaenidae. The record is from RefSeq and is a predicted model, not a curated record. The transcript is spliced from 14 exons. Gene Ontology annotation, biological process: intracellular signal transduction; canonical Wnt signaling pathway.
GGGGCGCGGGCCGGCGGCGGGGAGGCGCCCGCGUCCAAGGCCCGGGCCGGGCCUGAGCGCCGCGCCAUGGCGGAGACCAAGAUCAUCUAUCACAUGGACGAGGAGGAGACGCCGUACCUGGUCAAGCUGCCCGUGGCGCCCGAGCGCGUCACGCUGGCCGACUUCAAGAACGUGCUCAGCAACCGGCCCGUGCACGCCUACAAAUUCUUCUUCAAGUCCAUGGACCAGGACUUCGGGGUUGUGAAGGAGGAGAUCUCCGACGAUAAUGCUAGGCUGCCCUGCUUCAACGGCCGCGUGGUCUCCUGGCUGGUCCUGGCUGAGGGCACACACUCGGAUGCAGGGUCUCAGGGCACUGACGGCCACGCAGACCUGCCCCCGCCUCUCGAGCGGACAGGUGGCAUCGGGGACUCCCGGCCCCCCUCCUUCCACCCGAAUGUGGCCGGCAGCCGAGAUGGGAUGGACAAUGAGACCGGCACGGAGUCCCUGGUCAGCCACCGGCGGGAGCGAGCCCGACGCCGGAACCGCGAGGAGGCCACCCGGACCAACGGGCACCCGAGGGGGGACCGGCGGCGGGACCUGGGGCUGCCCCCCGACAGCGCGUCCACCAUGCUGAGCAGUGAACUUGAGUCCAGCAGCUUCAUCGACUCGGAGGAGGACGACAACACCAGCCGGCUGAGCAGCUCCACGGAGCAGAGCACCUCCUCCCGGCUCAUCCGGAAGCACAAGCGCCGGCGGCGGAAGCAGCGCCUGCGGCAGACAGACCGGGUAGGUGUGGGCCCGAGCGGGCAGGUGGGUCCCAGCCGCGGUCCCACCCGCAGCCCCUCACCUGGCGCCGCCCCGCAGGCCUCCUCCUUCAGCAGCAUCACGGACUCCACCAUGUCCCUGAAUAUCAUCACCGUCACGCUCAACAUGGAGAGGCACCACUUCCUGGGCAUCAGCAUCGUGGGCCAGAGCAACGACCGGGGCGACGGCGGCAUCUACAUCGGCUCCAUCAUGAAGGGCGGCGCCGUGGCCGCCGACGGCCGCAUCGAGCCGGGUGACAUGCUGCUGCAGGUGAACGACGUCAACUUUGAGAACAUGAGCAACGACGACGCGGUGCGGGUCCUGCGGGAGAUCGUGUCCCAGACAGGGCCCAUCAGCCUCACUGUGGCCAAGUGCUGGGACCCGACGCCCCGGAGCUACUUCACCAUCCCGAGGGCUGACCCCGUCCGGCCCAUCGACCCGGCCGCCUGGUUGUCCCACACGGCGGCGCUGACCGGAGCCCUGCCCCGCUACGGUACGAGCCCCUGCUCCAGCGCCGUCACGCGCACCAGCUCGUCCUCACUAACCAGCUCGGUGCCCGGCGCUCCGCAGCUGGAGGAGGUGCCGCUGACGGUGAAGAGUGACAUGGGCGCUGUCGUCCGGGUCAUGCAGCUGCCGGACUCAGGCCUGGAGAUCCGCGACCGCAUGUGGCUCAAGAUCACCAUCGCCAACGCCGUCAUCGGGGCGGACGUGGUGGACUGGCUGUACACGCACCUGGAGGGCUUCCGUGAGCGGCGGGAGGCGCGCAAGUACGCCAGCAGCAUGCUGAAGCGUGGCUUCCUGCGCCACACGGUGAACAAGAUCACCUUCUCCGAGCAGUGCUACUACGUCUUCGGGGACCUGUGCAGCAAUCUCGCGGCCCUGAACCUCAACAGCGGCUCUAGCGGGGCCUCGGAUCAGGACACGCUGGCCCCGCUGCCCCACCCGGCCGCCCCCUGGCCCCUGGGGCAGGGCUACCCCUACCAGUACCCGGGGCCCCCACCCUGCUUCCCGCCUGCGUACCAGGACCCCGGCUUCGGCUACGGCAGCGGCAGUGCUGGCAGUCAGCAGAGUGAAGGAAGCAAAAGCAGUGGGUCCACCCGGAGCGCUGGCGGGAGCAGCCGUCGGGCCCUGGGGCGUGAGAAGGAGAGCCGGUCGGCUGGAGCUGGGGGCAGUGGCAGCGAGUCAGACCACACAGUGCCAAGUGGGGUGGGCAGCGGCGGCUGGCGGGAGCGUCCUGCUAGCCAGCUCAGCCGUGGCAGCAGCCCGCGCAGCCAGGCCUCGGCCGCCGCCCCAGGGCUCCCCCCGCUGCACCCCCUGACAAAGGCGUACUCGGUGGUGGGCGGGCCGCCUGGGGGGCCGCCUGUCCGGGAGCUGGCCGCUGUCCCCCCAGAGCUGACGGGCAGCCGCCAGUCCUUCCAGAAGGCCAUGGGGAACCCCUGUGAGUUCUUUGUCGAUAUCAUGUGACCAAGGAGAGAGUGCUUCCAGCCUGGCCGUGGGGCAGCCAGUGGUCCUGCUGCCCCUGCAGGAGGGUGCUGCACCUGGAGCUGUGGCCUUCGUGGCCUUCCUGGGCCAGACCAGCCUGUGCUUUGUGCCAUGGGGUCUGGGCCUGGCCAGAGUGGCAGCAGGCUAGAGGGGAGGGGCUGAGGGCAGCCCAGGCCACCGUAACCUGGAUGGCAGCCCGUCCACUCCUGGCCAGAGCAGCUGUGUCUGUGCAGACCCUGGUGGGGGGGGCCUCCAUCUCCCCGUGCUCAGGCAGGUCUGACCUGCCCCCCUUGGCGUGUGCCUCAGGGACCCGCACUCGCCCACAGUGCUGUGCACAGGGCCUCAGGUUGAGCUGAGAGGUGGCCGCUAGGCCUGGGCCCCCCUCUUCACCCGGUUCACAGGCCCCACCCCCCAUCCUGCCCAGGCCGGGGUGGGGGGCCCUCUCGGGGGUAGGGUCCUAGCCCCGAGGCCUCUCUGUGGCUGCCCAGGGUAGGGAUCUAAUUUAUUUAUUUAUUGCCUGGCCUGUGUGCUCCACGGGGUGGCAGCCAAGUCAGCUGUCCCCCACUACCAGCCACUGGAGCAGAGUUUCAUGUAUUCCCCCCCCACCCCGCAGGGACACACGGUGUGUCGGAAGGUGUGCGGGAGGACGGUGAGGGGGAGAUGGCAGGAGAGGGAAGGUGACCCUGAGGGCGAGGGCCACAGAUGCACACAGCUGCUGCCGGGGCGGGGUCUGGGGCAGAGGGCGUGGCCAGCUCGCCCCUCCCCGCGGUCCUGGGGUGGCCGCCCACGCACGCACGCACGCACGCAGGCUGCUCCCGCCCAGGGUCGCUGGCCUGCACACGUCUGCACUGUAGAUACCGAAUGGAGCUGGAGCGUCGUCCGGAUAGUUAAUAGAGCUGCUUCUGUGUAAAUGCUAUUUUAAACACUAAAAAGCAUUUAAUUUUAUGGGA